Molecule: messenger RNA, 1042 nt
Organism: Aspergillus saccharolyticus JOP 1030-1
Lineage: Eukaryota; Fungi; Ascomycota; Eurotiomycetes; Eurotiales; Aspergillaceae
Product: putative 2,3-diketo-5-methylthio-1-phosphopentane phosphatase
Exons: 4
Coding region: 123-1025 (300 amino acids)
Molecular function (GO): phosphatase activity
Source: RefSeq, a predicted model, not a curated record
CGGCUCGCCCUCCCCAGCGUGGGAAAGGUAUUUCACUGCACCCAUCGCCGGGGUGAAAAGUGCCUAGAAUCAUACAUCACGCUUUUGUCAGACCAUUUUAACCUCGCUCUAACCAGGCCACAAUGUCGACCACAACCAGAAAAAUCGUUUGCUUUUCCGAUUUUGAUGGCACCAUUUUCAUGCAAGACACGGGCCAUGUCCUGUUCGAUAACCUAGGUUGCGGGGAGGAGCGCCGCCGGCUGCUCGACGAACAGAUCAAGUCAGGCGAGCGCUCAUUCCGAGAUGUCUCGGAGGAGAUGUGGGGUUCCCUUCGAGUCCCUUUUGAAGAUGGGUUUCAGAUCAUGCAGAGAGAGCUAGAGAUCGACCCUGGGUUCCAAGAAUUCCAUCGACUUUGCAUGGCCAACAACAUCGAUUUCAACGUUAUCAGUGCAGGUCUUAAGCCAAUUCUCCGCAAAGUGCUGGACACCUUCCUCGGAGAGCAAGAGGCUUCCCGUAUUCAGAUUGUUGCCAACGACGCUGAUAUCAGAUCCGAUGGGUCGGAAUGGAAGCCCAUCUGGCGGCACGAUAACGAACUCGGCCAUGACAAAGCGCUUUCGGUAAAAGAGGGUCGCGCUCUAGCCGCAGAGAGUGCGUUGGAUGGAGAAAUUCCACUCAUCAUCUUUAUCGGAGACGGUGUCUCUGAUCUUCCAGCUGCGCGGGAAGCAGAUGUGCUCUUCGCCCGUAGGGGCUUACGCCUAGAGGAAUACUGUAUCGAGAACAAGAUUCCUUAUAUCGGCUUCGACUCCUUUGCCGAUGUUAAGAGGGAAGUCGAAGUCAUCAUGAGGGAGGAUCAGCAAAGAACCGGUGGCGUGGGUAAACCCGCCCGGUUCAAUCCUCGUGCAAAUAUGUGGCGACGCAUCUCUAGCAAGCAAGCGAUCCCUCAAUUCGUGGCUGCUACUCCUUCGAAGGAGGAUAAAAUGUUUCUCUGGCCUGAAAGCUUUUCGGAAUAUCACCCGACAAGCCAAAUGAAUCAUGUUCCGGCAUGAAGCUUUUCCCUGUAUCC